Messenger RNA from Phragmites australis (common reed), 905 nucleotides. Its product is annotated as probable cytokinin riboside 5'-monophosphate phosphoribohydrolase LOG4. Lineage: Eukaryota; Viridiplantae; Streptophyta; Magnoliopsida; Poales; Poaceae. Gene Ontology annotation, molecular function: hydrolase activity, hydrolyzing N-glycosyl compounds. Gene Ontology annotation, cellular component: cytosol; nucleus. The coding region runs from base 72 to 737 and encodes 221 amino acids. The transcript has 6 exons. The record is from RefSeq and is a predicted model, not a curated record. Gene Ontology annotation, biological process: cytokinin biosynthetic process.
CCCGUAAGGGAAGCUAGCCGGCCGGCCUCCAUCAUAUCCACCCUCUCUAUCCCAUCCUCCUCUCGUGAGCCAUGGAGUCGAAUCAGGAGAAGGUUGCGGAGGGCAGAGGCGGCGACGCCCGGAGUCCGGUGCAGACGGUCUGCGUCUUCUGCGGUAGCAGUCCGGGGAACCGGCUGUCCUUCAGCGCUGCCGCGCUCGACCUUGGAAAGCAACUGGUGGAGAGGCGGCUCGACCUGGUCUACGGCGGCGGCAGCCGCGGGCUCAUGGGCCUGGUAUCCAAGGCCGUCUUCGACGGCGGCCGCCACGUCCUCGGGGUCAUCCCCAGUGCCCUCCUACCCGAAGAGGUGUCAGGGGAGACAUUGGGAGAGGUGAAAGUGGUCAGGGACAUGCACGAGCGCAAGUCAGAAAUGGCGAAACACGCCGACGCUUUCAUCGCCCUGCCAGGCGGUUACGGGACAAUCGAAGAACUGUUGGAGAUCAUAGCGUGGGCGCAGCUGGGGAUCCACAACAAACCGGUGGGGCUGCUCAACGUGGACGGCUACUACAAUAACCUGCUCUCGCUGUUCGACAAGGCCGUCGAGGAGGGCUUCAUCGACGCCGCGGCGCGGAAGAUCUUCGUCCUCGCCGACACCGCGGGCGACCUGCUGGCGCAGCUGACGGAGGCGAAGUUGGUGUUGGAGGAUGAUGACGAUGCCGCCGGAGGAGAGACGGCCGCCGCCGCCUCCGCUGGCGUCUGAGGAAAAGAAGCUAAUUGUCUUCGUGUAUUUGUUCCUCUGUCUCUCCUUUCGUUGUUCUCUUGAUUUCAAGUGUGUUGUUUUCUAGACUUCAUGAAUUGUGGAUCAUGCAACCAGCUUUUUUUUUUCCCAAAUGGAAGGGGAUCACAUCAAACUUUGAGUAGUACAAAC